AAUAUGGUGUUCAGGCGCUUCGUGGAGGUUGGCCGGGUGGCUUACGUCUCCUUUGGGCCUCAUGCCGGGAGGCUGGUCGCGAUUGUAGAUGUUAUUGAUCAGAACAGGGCUUUGGUGGAUGGACCUUGCACUCAAGUAAGGAGGCAGGCUAUGCCUUUCAAAUGCAUGCAGCUCACUGACUUCAUCCUUAAGUUCCCACACAGUGCCCGCCAGAAGUAUGUCCGAAAAGCCUGGGAGAAGGCAGAUAUCAAUGCAAAGUGGGCAGCCACAAGGUGGGCCAAGAAGAUUGAAGCCAGAGAAAAGAAAGCCAAGAUGACAGAUUUUGAUCGUUAUAAAGUCAUGAAGGCAAGGAAAAUGAGGAACAGACUAAUCAAGCUUGAAGUUAAGAAACUUCAAAAGGCAGCUCUCCUGAAGGCUUCUCCCAAGAAAGCACUUGCUGCUAAGGGGGCAGCUACAGCAGCUGCUGCAAAGGUUCCAGCAAAAAAGAUGACUGCUACGGGUAAGAAGGCUCCAGCCCAGAAGGUUACUGCCCAGAAAGCUGCAGGCCAGAAGGCAGCACCUCCUCCAAAGGCUCAGAAGUGUCAGAAAGCUCCAGCCCAGAAAGCACCUGCUCCAAAGGCAUGUGGCAAGAAAGCAUAAGAGGCUGUUAUAAACAGAAUAAAGGUUCUUUUUGACAUGCUGGCAAA
Messenger RNA from Orcinus orca (killer whale), 686 nucleotides. It is a transcript of the gene RPL14, whose product is annotated as ribosomal protein L14. Gene Ontology annotation, molecular function: RNA binding; structural constituent of ribosome. Lineage: Eukaryota; Metazoa; Chordata; Mammalia; Artiodactyla; Delphinidae. The record is from RefSeq and is a predicted model, not a curated record. Gene Ontology annotation, biological process: translation; ribosomal large subunit biogenesis. Gene Ontology annotation, cellular component: ribosome; cytosolic large ribosomal subunit. The transcript is spliced from 6 exons. The coding region runs from base 4 to 639 and encodes 211 amino acids.